CACGAAUAGAAUCUUUCAAUAACACGUAACGUGGCAAGAGUUACCUCCCCUAUUGCUUGUGCUGCCAGCAAAGCCUGUCGUUCAACAGUCAAUACAGGUGUCAGAAUUUGACAGACACGGGAAUUCACUUAGAAUGAAUAUGGAUUUGACCUACUAUGGAGAUAUAACCAAGAUAAACCCAAAGGGGGCGUCUACCAAGACAUCUUUGCAAGAUCAACUCGAAGUGUCAGGAGUAGCUGCCUCUCAGUCUCUGGUCGCUGCUGAUUUAGCCGAGCUGGGCAAGCUGAAGAACAUCAUUGUGAAAGUUGGAGAGAGUCUCAACAUCUCCCCUGCUCUCAUAGCAGCCAUUGCCAGUCGAGAGUCUCGGGCAGGGAGACUGAUCAAGUCUACACAAGGCUAUGGUGAUGGAGGAAAUGGGUAUGGCAUCAUGCAGUGUGACAUCAACACCUCGGGGGUAGACUGGAAGAAGCACGCCUGGGACAGUGAAGGGCACAUUAAGCAGGCGAUACAGGAUGUUCUUAUCCCCAAGAUAACUGGCGUCCAGAACAAACACCCAAACUGGACCAAGGAACAGCAGCUGCAAGGUGGGAUUGCUGCUUAUAACUUUGGAGUGAAGAAUGUACAGACAGUGGCGGGGAUUGACGUUGGAACUACCGGUGACGACUACAGCAAUGACGUAAUCGCACGUGCUCAGCAUCUCAUUGACUGUCAUGGGUGGUAGUAGAGAUGUUGUAAAGAGUUAUAACCGUUUGGAGAGAAUAUGUUUUCUUUAAUGAUUAAAGUAUGAGCUAUUCCACUACAACUUAUACACCUACAUGUACAUGUGCUUGCAUAGUUCUUAGUACUAACAAGGUCAUAAACACUAUCUGGUAACGAUUCAUAUACACAAUGUUUAUGAUAUGGCCGGAGUUGUAUCAGGGUUUUGUCGCUUUUAUGUUGUAAAGUUGAGAUGACUUGGCAUGAGAUUCCCCGUGUUUCUGCAAAUAGAUGAUUGUUUUUCUGAGCAUAUUACAGUCACACGUAAAAUACACGAUAUAAAGAGAAAGUUAUACAAGUGGUCCAGACAAGGUUAUUACAAAGUCAAUCGUGCAUUGCCUUUUAUGCUCCAUUUAUAUUACUAGUGAGAUAUAUCCAUAUAAAAUUGCUGUUGCAUACCUAAAUCACUCUCUCCUUGUCCGGAUCCAUACCAGAGGAUAUUCAACAUAUAAUUCUACAUUCUGUUUUUGCCAUAUGUUUUCGUAUCCAACCUUAACUUCUUAUAUAUUAACGUAAUAUUAUAACAUUUCUUAGCUAACCGAUAGGAUGGCAUAUUUACUGGCAUUUCUAUUUCUUCAAACUUAUUUAAUCCCCAGACUUCUGCCCAAUAUAGAAAUAUUGGAUUUAUCUUAACAUCAAACAUUCCAAAGAAUGAUGUAUGGUUUAUAUCUCCAAAAUACUGACAUACCUUAGUGUUUCUGCUUGAAUUGCUGCAUAUUUUGCAUGUGAUGCCCAGGAUCAUACAACAUCAUCAUCAUAUAACACUUACGUGGUAAAAGGUAACAUUUCAUAUUAAGUGUUUUCAGCCAUUUGUUAUCAAUGUGAUAUAUUGGGAUACAUACAAUGGUUCACAACGUCCACACUCCCUCCCCAUGCACCAGUACAUUUGAAGUACAUUGUUUCGUACCUCAAAAUCUUUUACACGCACAAAGAUGAAUUUAUUGCUUUAGAUUCACUUUGUCCCAGUACUUCAGCGCCAAAUAAAAAAUGGGAAAAUCUUACUAUCCAAACUCUUAAAGGACGUCUUGGAGUAGAGAUCACUUACCUUUUGUACACUAUGUAACAGUCCGAACAGUAGAUUCUUCCCUUGAACCGCUGCAUUAUUAAUAUGUUGCUUUCACAACUUAUUUGAAAAUGUAACCACCUACUAUUUAUAAGAAGUAACUUUCCCAUAUUUUGCCUUUGAAAUACCAUACCUUUUUUGCUAGUAUAUAACCUUUACUGAACACAAUAACCCAAGUCGUAUCUAAAAUAACACUGAGCCUCCAAUUAUUACAAUAUAGUUCUUAUUGUGUUUGUAUCAGCCUUUGUAGGUAUUUUAUAGUACAAUGGAAACGUAACAAUUUCAUCUGCAAAGAGUUACAUAAAUAUUUUAAUACUGUCUGCGUGUAUUCGAAAUUCCCCAUAAUUAUACCGUCUUAUCUGUUCAGCAAAUUAACCAGUAUAGAAUGAGAAGAGAAAAUGGCUUAGCACACGGUCUUGUCGCACACAGAGUCACAAGUAAAAAUCUUGAUAGAUAUAUAAUAACUUUACCGUUUUAUUACUCCUCCUGUGAGAACGAAUAAAACACUAAUUUUACUUCUUGUUACAGAAUCAAAUUGUUUAGAGAAGUCCACAAACAUUACAUAUAAGUUUCUAUGCUUACCCUGUAUAUAUCUGUAAAUCUGUGGCAACAGUGAAACCAUCGUCUAUUUGAUUCCAGUGAAACUGUCUCUGGGGCGGUCGGGUAGCCUCGUGGUUAAAGCGUUCGCUCGUCACAAUGUGCUAAGCCUAUUUCAGGUGUCCCCCGCCGAGAUUUUCCUGGAAUAUUGCUAAAAGCGGCGUAAAGCCAUACUCACUCACUCACUAAAACUGUCUCUUCAUUCAGCGCCACUAAGUACAUUUGUUUUAAUUUCUACAAAUAAACAAAGUCUAUGUAC
Haliotis rufescens (red abalone) is the source of this 2675-nucleotide messenger RNA. RefSeq names its product glycine, glutamate and proline-rich protein-like. Gene Ontology annotation, molecular function: lysozyme activity. NCBI's taxonomy places the organism in Eukaryota, Metazoa, Mollusca, Gastropoda, Lepetellida, Haliotidae. Bases 134 to 721 code for a protein of 195 amino acids. The transcript has 6 exons. The record is from RefSeq and is a predicted model, not a curated record. Gene Ontology annotation, cellular component: extracellular region. Gene Ontology annotation, biological process: defense response to Gram-positive bacterium; peptidoglycan catabolic process.